Portunus trituberculatus (swimming crab) is the source of this 5461-nucleotide messenger RNA. RefSeq names its product S-adenosylmethionine decarboxylase proenzyme-like (gene SamDC). NCBI's taxonomy places the organism in Eukaryota, Metazoa, Arthropoda, Malacostraca, Decapoda, Portunidae. Gene Ontology annotation, molecular function: adenosylmethionine decarboxylase activity. The transcript is spliced from 9 exons. Bases 16 to 1284 code for a protein of 422 amino acids. Gene Ontology annotation, cellular component: cytosol. The record is from RefSeq and is a predicted model, not a curated record. Gene Ontology annotation, biological process: spermine biosynthetic process; spermidine biosynthetic process.
GAAGACAGGUACCCUAUGAUAUCUCCCUUAUCGUGUCUGGCUCAAGAUUCAGGUGAUUUCCCCGCAGCUGUGCCCGUGGUUCCCAAGGCUAUCGGCAACGGCAAGUCGGCAACACCGCCAGCCACCAACCAGUACAGUGUUACACCAACUAGCGUGAGGGUGACUGUUCCUUUGCUUCCCUGUUCGUGCAUCGCCAUGUCUCAGUCUCUUGCAACCAUGAUUGCUGAUAACAAUACUCAUUUCUUCGAGGGUGUGGAAAAACUGUUGGAAGUAUGGUUUACUAGAAAGGAUGGAAUGACUUCUAACUGUGAUCUAAGGAAAAUACCAAGAUCACAGCUGGAGGCCAUUAUGCAGGAGGUCAAGUGUGAAAUUAUCUCCACCACUUCAAAUGAUGAACUAGACGCAUAUGUUCUGAGUGAGUCAAGCAUGUUCAUCUCUGCUCGACGCUUCAUCCUUAAGACAUGUGGCACUACAACCCCGCUUUGCUGUUUGCCGCUGCUGAUUUCCAUGGCCAAGGAAUAUGCUGGAUAUGAUACUGUGCAGGAUCUGUUCUACUCAAGGAAGAAUUUCAAACGCCCUGAGCUGCAAGUGUCUCCACAUCGCUCCUUUGAGGAAGAAGCCUCCAUGCUGGAUCAAUUUUUUGCUGGAGGCCGAGCAUAUUGCAUGGGAAGUUUUAAUCGGGCAGACUGUUGGUACCUUUACACAGUGUCUCCUGGCCGGCCACGCUAUCUCCCCAAUGCUGCUCGCCACAACUUGCCCCACAGCUGGGUUGGGAAAGUUCACCGUGAACCUGACCAGACUUUAGAAGUACUGAUGAUGGAUCUUGACCCAGAGAAAAUGAAAUGGUUCUGGAAAGACAUCUGCCCCACUGCUGCAGAAGCCACUAAGAACUCUGGCAUUGAUAGACUCAUUCCUGACAUGGUGAUUGACGACUACCAGUUUGAUCCGUGUGGCUAUUCAAUGAAUGGACUGAUGCGGACUGUACCAGGAGGCUAUAUGACAAUCCACAUUACACCUGAGUCAGAGUUCUCAUAUGUGUCCUUUGAGACCAAUGUGCCUCAGAAGUCAUACAAAGAUCUCAUUGCACGUGUAGUUGCCACAUUUGGUCCCAAGCAGUUUGUGAUGACAUUCUUCACCAGUUUGAAGAAUGGUAAGAAAAUUGAUAUAGAGGAUGGGGACUACAGCGUGCCUCAGUACAUUGACUACGAUGUUGUUGAUGUUCAGACCUGCCGUCUGCAAGCUUAUGAUCUGACUUAUGCCCUCUACAACAGGUUCCCAAGUUAGGGAAUCGUCCCCCACAAAGAGCAACAUGAAAUCUUGGCAUCAGAUACAGAAUUGGAACCAUUGUUCUUAUGUGGAAGCCCAUCAAGAGAAAAUCAUGAUGAUAUGGAGCAGUUAACAAGUAAUAGCUGCAAACGGGGAAGCUUAUGGGCUAAAAUGUCAGAACAUGGUUUCUAUCUGUAUAAGCUGUCACGACGUUGUCUGCUGCAGUAUUCUUCAUUUUCCAUAUAUCUUAUGCUAUUGAUCCUUGUUAUUAGAAUAGAAUUAGAAUUUCGUCUGCUACAUAACUCUUAUGCCUACGAACAUCCUGCAAGUAGCAAACGAGGAUCAGUUAAGACUUAUUAUAAAAUCUCUGUAUCCUCGUGGAGCAUAGGUUGCUGUUAUAAACAUGAGAGCUACUUCCUGCAUGCUGCUUGUAAACUGAGGUCAUCCUGCCUUCCAAGAAUAAUAUUUCUGUGGUGGCAGGAUGUGUACUCCUGAAUAGAACCUUAGAAGCAGCAGUUGGCAUGGUCAGUCUACAUCAUGUGGCAGGCACAGCCACUUCAUCUUGAAGGGAUGAGUCUCCCUUCAUGAAUGAUUGCUUUCCAUGAUUCACCAUCAUUUGUGGUACAGAGAUGUUCACUUGAAUGCUGUACCCAGAAAAUGAUGGUAGGACCAGGCUCUUGCAAAGGGCCUGGCCAAGAGACAUAGCUGGAGCUGGAGAAAAGAAUGCAGAAGGAAGUAUUUUGUUGGCGAUAUUUAUGGAUCAACAGUAUAUUGAUGAUGAAUGAUAAAGAAGGAGCAGAAUUGCAUUUUCUUUAUCAGAUAUCUGUUGAUUUUCUCUCUCUCUCUCUCUCUCUCUCUCUCUCUCUCUCUCUCUCUCUCUCUCUCUCUCUCUCUCUCUCUCUCUCUCUCUCUCUCUCUCUCUCUCUCUCUCUCUCUCUCUCUCUCUCUCUCUCUCUCUCUCUCUCUCUCUCUCUCUUCCGUAUUACCAGACUGUAAAGUUUACAGCAUAAACUAGAACAUCACAGUAAAUAUAUUAAUGUUUGAAUGGAUAUAUUGAUAUCUUAACACCAGUAUAAAGUCAAGUUUUCAAGUUCAAUAGAGGCUCAUAAGUAUUCAAAGUUAUCAAGAGAUACAUUCAUACAUCAGAAUCCAGGAGAAUCCCAAAAGUCAAUUGUCAAUGCUACAAAAACACUAAUAAUCAUUGGACUGCUUAUAAGAUAUAUGUGAUGCAAUAAUGUUGGACAGAAUGAAACAAAGGAAUUGGUUUUUCAUUCCAUAUUGUCUUGUGCUUUUCUGUUAUAUUAUGCAUCAAUAUUUUAUCUUUCCACUGCUAUACUACUUUUGUCUUUAUUGUCUUGUUCAUUUCCUUAGUUGCAUUAAUUAUAUCAAAAAUUUUGUUAUCCUAUUAUUUAUGUUAUGUUAUGUUAUGUUAAAUGGUCACUGCAUUAGGUUUUAUGGUACUAUUAUGUUUGAGGCACUGCUUAUAGAAAGGACUUAACAUGUCACCCAUGGCCAAUCCCAGUUUGUUGCAUGAAAUCAUGCUUCAUCCUGUCUUGUGUCUAAGACAUAUGAUUAUUUUAUUGUCAAAAAAAGAAGAGAAGUUCCAUACCAAUUUCUUAAAAUAGGUUGUACCUUACAUUGUAUCAUAUUCCCCCCAAAUAUGAUUCUUUAUUACAAUUUUGCAGCCACAGGACAUUGAAUUGAAUGAUUUUCACAAUGCACUGCAGUAAAAGUUAGCACGAAGUUCCUAAACCUUGAUUGAAGUAUGCAUCAAAAUUUGACAGUAUAAGAACUAAUUUAUAAUAUUUUACCACUCCUGUUUAAUCUUAUAUUUAUAUUUCAUAUUGCUAUGCUCCUAAACUAUAUAUAUGCAGAGAUUUAACUUUUUUGUUCACAGGAUUAAUUUUGUUGCAUUAAUCCAUGUUUACGGAAACUUUAUUUGAGUAAUAUUUAUUAAUUACAACUUUGUUAAGUCCACAGUUGCAUGUCAGUGUAGUUGUAGCCUUUUCUUUGAAACUAAUCUAUAUGAAUCAGUUGAUUAGAUUAUAAAUACUAUCAGCAUGGAGCCAUGUGUAGACUUCACUGGUUGGGUAGCAUUUCUUGCCUUUAGUUGAUUGCAUCACUGUACACCUGUCUUGUUUGUAUACCAUACUUUGUUAUUUGCUUGAUGUCAGCUUUUCUAACAGAACUCUCUUCACUGCUAUUAAUUCAUGUAUUCAUGUAUGUAUUCUAAUACUUUUUCUUAGCCAGACGACUCAGCUCCUGGUUCUAUUAUACUACUACUACUAUUGAUAAUAAUAAUAAUUAUUAUUAUUAUUAUUAUUAUUAUUAUUAUUAUGUUAUUGUUAUUUUAUUAUUAUUAUUAUUAUUAUUAUUAUUAUUAUUGUUAUUAUUUUUAUUUCUAUUAUUAUUACUAUUAUUGUUAUUAUUAUUAUUAUUAUUAUUAUUAUUAUUAUUAUUAUUAUUAUUAUUAUUAUUAUUAUUACUUUUUUUUUCCCAUGUAACCACAUUGUUUUUAUGUUGCAGCUAUUCACAAGCAAGUGACUGGAUGCGUACCAUAUAAGUGACUGAUGUUAUGGAAUUCUCAAAUUAUUUAUAUUUGUUUGCUUAUUUUUUCUAUUUUUUGGCACAACAGUUUUCUACCAUUUAUACAGUAUUCAGUAAUUUCAAGAUAAUGAUGACAGUUUGCUAAAUAUGUUUACUGCCAGAGUUGCAGUGAAGAAAUUUUACCCACCUCAUAAAGGUAGUACAUAUCAUAAUAUGUUAGAACUAUGCUUGUUUUAUGAAUAUGAAAUGCACACUACUAUUUAAAUGAAAGAAACAAAAAAAAUUUCAUUGGUGUGUGCAUAUAAACAUAAGUUGUGUUGAGUGGAUGGGUCAGAAAAUAUUUUUUUUGUGCAUCUUUAUUCAAUGCCUUAUUCACUGUGGCUUGUGGUUUGGUAACUUAAUCCUUUAUACAGCUUCAUGUACCAAAUCUAAAUAUUUUAUCAUUAGAUAUAUCAUAGAGAAACAAAGCAUUAGGUAUGAAAUGUUUUUGAGCAUCCAGUACCAUACCAAUAUUGAUAUUGAAAAUAUGUACUAAUCUAAGUACAUAGCUGAGAAUAUGUACUACUGAAUGUUUAGUAUUAUUUGUUUCAUAAUUAUUGUGCAGGGGUCUUGAAUAUUAAAAUCAUAUCGGUAGUAAUUGCCCUGGCUGGGAAAGAAAGAGACAGUAAGUGUACGCAUAAUACAAGCCACAGUAAAUGCAUAUAUAUUUAAUACAAUUAUUGAUACUAAUAAUUAUUAUGCUUAUAUUUAAAAGUGAGGCAGUUAGGUUUAGAAGCCCUAAGUGUUGUCAAAGCCUGUAAGCUUGUAACUGGGAAAAUAUUCUGAAAGAUGAAUCAGUAAAUAGGAUAAUGUAUACUGCUUAACAGUUACCAGAAGAAUGUAAUGCAUAAAAUGUACAAUUUUAAGAUUAAUAUUGCUUGGUACUACAUACAUACAUGUAUUUUGCUCAUUACAUUACCUAUCAGAAAAUAUUAAAAGUCCUCAGCUAGUAAUUCAACAGUGAGCUCUGUUCUAUGAAAUUAAUAUUCAGAGUAAAAAGAUAGAGGCUGAAAAGUUUAAAUUGGGUUACAGUACCUAGAAGUUAUGACUAACCCCAGUUGCUGCAGUAUGCCUUCAUCAUUAGAGUUCCACAUUUAUAUUGGAAUUAUACAAUAUGGAUAUUGUUUUUAUUAUAAGCAAUCUUUGUAAGACAGCAUGUCAAUUUUAAUUCCAGUGAAUGAUGUAAUUUUUAAACUGGUUUUUGGCAGUUUUCACCGACUUCCUAUGCAUUAAGUUCAGGUGUAUUUUCAUGCAUUGUUGAACAUUUCCCUGUUAUCACUUGCUUAUGGUUAUGGGGUACAUUUAGUUGUUUGAUAUGCAAUAAUUCAUAGGUACCAUUGGAUUCUUCAAGGUGAAAAGAAGCUAUUUCUGACAGAUUUUAGAAGUUGUUAGUCUAUGAAAUGUUAAUUUGUUUUAGAUCAUACUUGAUUUUUUUUUUUUUUUUUUUUUAAUAUUUCUUGUGGGUCCACUGAUAUCAGAAUGGUGCAUGAGAAGCUAUGAAGAAACCAAGUUGACCUCAGAAGAUGUAAUGAUAUCUGAGAAAUAACCAGACUUUGUUUAUGCUUCUAGUAACCUUAAAGAUUAAGAAAAACAAGAUAUAUACAUCCAA